Manihot esculenta (cassava) is the source of this 1575-nucleotide messenger RNA. RefSeq names its product probable WRKY transcription factor 41. Gene Ontology annotation, cellular component: nucleus. The transcript is spliced from 4 exons. The record is from RefSeq and is a predicted model, not a curated record. The coding region runs from base 288 to 1310 and encodes 340 amino acids. Gene Ontology annotation, molecular function: transcription cis-regulatory region binding; DNA-binding transcription factor activity. Gene Ontology annotation, biological process: regulation of DNA-templated transcription. NCBI's taxonomy places the organism in Eukaryota, Viridiplantae, Streptophyta, Magnoliopsida, Malpighiales, Euphorbiaceae.
CAUCCCCCUUCUCCUUUCCCUUAAAAUCCCAAGCCACUCCUUCUUCAGGUUCUCAGUCUUACUUCAUUUCUAAUUUCAUAGCCCCAUAAGCUUACAAGUCAGAUCAUUACUAUACUUUCCUUUUAUUUUAUUAUUUUGGCCUUUUUCAGUUAAUCCAUUUUCCCCAUAAAUUUUUUACUUUCAGGUAGAGCUUCUCAUCAUUUGAUACUACCUGGUAUUGUGAUCAUAUGAAGUAGAAAAUUAGUAACCUACAUUUCACGAACUUGCAGCAACAGUCAGGCUGAGAAAUGGAGAACAUGGGGGAUUGGGAGCAGAAGGAUCUUGUAAACGAGCUAAUGCUGGGGAGAGAGCUGGCAAGGCAACUCCAAAUCCACCUCAACGUCCCAUCUUCUUCUCCAGAAACCCGUGAAACGUUGGUCCAUGAGAUCCAAGCUUCUUAUGAAAAGGCACUUUCGAUGCUAAAUCCCACAGGAUCAAUUGCCAUUGGUGUGUCUGAGUCUCCGCCUUCUCUAAGUGGAAGCCCCCGGACUGAAGACUCUGAACGGGAGUUGAAGGACCACGAUCUUAGACAUGCUUCUAGGAAAAGGAAGGGCAUGCCAAGGUGGACACGACAAGUACGAGUUAGCCCAGGGAUAGGACUAGAAGGGCCUCUUGAUGAUGGCUUCAGCUGGAGAAAGUACGGCCAGAAAGACAUCCUAGGAGCUAAAUAUCCAAGGGGCUAUUAUAGGUGCACUGAGAGAAUUGUCCAAGGAUGUUUAGCAACAAAACAAGUCCAACUUUCCAAUGAAGACCCUACCAUCUUCCAGAUUACCUACCGUGGAAGGCAUACUUGCACCCAAGCCCAUAUGCUCUCUCCUUCAAAGCCACUCCAGAAUCAAGGACCAACAAACACCGUUAUGGAGCCCCAGAAGCCCCAAGAAAAUCUACAACAACAAUCGCAAGAUCUCUCCUCGGACUUUCUUUCGGGGCUUAAAGUCAUAACUGAAGUAUUGGACUCGAGUCAGCAAUCAGUUCCUCCCUUUUACUUCCCUUCUGCAGCAAGUGUUAAGGCAGAUAAUGAAGCUUUUUCGCCUUAUGUGGUGGAUAAGAGCUUCAUUGAGAAUUCCCAUUUCUCUCUAUCUUCAAGUGGGAUGCACCAUUACAGCUUUGGAGGGAAUCGGAAUUUUCAGACUUCUGCUGAAGCUGAGCUGACUGACAUAAUCUGCGCUGCUACUUCAACUACUGAUUCUCCCACUAUUGGUUUGGAUUUCCCAUUUGCCAAUGUAGAAUUUGAUCCAAACACAUUUGACAAUUCAGGAUUCCUAUCCUAGGAACACGCGCAGCUUGGAAAUCAAGGAACGGACCAGAGGAACCGAAGAGAGCAGCAGUGAGCACUGCUUCAGAGUAUUCAGAGUCAGUACAGAGUCAGCCAGAGGUGAGUGGAACUAAACAUACAUCUUUUUACUAUGAUAAAUAAAAUGCUUUUAGCAUGUUUCAUGCAUCAUGAUAGUUAUAGUAGGUUGCUUGCACUAGAUUCACGAAUAUGGCGCAUUGCAUAAUAUGAUGAAUAUGAUGAUGUGGAUGGCCCAAGGCGAC